Molecule: messenger RNA, 2107 nt
Organism: Verruconis gallopava
Lineage: Eukaryota; Fungi; Ascomycota; Dothideomycetes; Venturiales; Sympoventuriaceae
Product: lysine-tRNA ligase, variant
Exons: 4
Coding region: 68-1909 (613 amino acids)
Biological process (GO): mitochondrial lysyl-tRNA aminoacylation
Cellular component (GO): cytoplasm; mitochondrion
Molecular function (GO): lysine-tRNA ligase activity; tRNA binding; ATP binding
Source: RefSeq, a predicted model, not a curated record
AAGGAGGGUUAGCAGACGAUCUGAAUUAGACACGACGUGACUUACACUGUACAAAGAGUAUAAAGGCAUGUCCAGGAGCUUAUCGCUCGCUCUUCGACCAUGUCUCAAUGCGAGCGUUAAGCCUCGAUGUCGAGAUGCCUAUCUUCGCUUCUAUACAGCUAACACUCAGGCAAAAAAUCAACGAAAAGUAGCCGAGCCCGAUGAUCAACUGGACUCAUUAUGGUCGUCUGUGUCAUAUAGAAAGCGACUGAGACAAUUGACGGCGUUGCAUCCGGAGGGGCAGAAUGCACCCACUGACAGUCUGUACCCACGAAUUGGCAAAGAAAAACGUCUUAGCCCAGCGCAAUUCAGACGGCAGGCAGAGAAAUUGAAUUUAGCCCCAGGAGAUUGGGCGCGCAAGGUCGAAUUCAAGCUGCAGGGCAAGAUCCAACGCGUUCGAGCCAUGAGUCGGAAACUGCUCUUCCUUGACGUUGUUGAGAACGAACAUAGAGUGCAAGUCAUGGUUAGUUUGGAGAACCUGCAGAAGAAAGGGACGUAUAGCUCAACUGAAGUCGAUGAUUUACGGAAGCGGAUCAGUGUGGGCGAUUAUUACGCGUUCUCGGGCGUUGCGCAUCGAACGCCAAAUGGAGAGUUAACGCUCUCCAUCCAAGAGCUCCCGCAACUGCUUGCACCAUCUUUGCACAUUCUGCCAACCACAAUCACUGAUAAGGAGACAUUAGCCCGUCUACCUCAGUUAGAUCUUCUGCUACACCCUAAAAGGCGAGAUUUGCUGCGCCUACGGCAUGUGAUAGAGCAGACUAUUGCCGGUUAUCUAGACAAUGCGGGCUUCAUCAAAGUCACGACACCCAUUCUAGCUGCCGAUACAGGAGGGGCCGCUGCUCAGCCGUUUGAGACUUCGACGAACGAGAUACCAAACGUCCCCUUGCGGUUGCGAAUUGCACCUGAGAUAGGGCUCAAGAAGCUCACGGCCGCGGGUUUGGGUGCCGUAUAUGAGAUUGGCCCAUGUUUUCGAAAUGAAGGCCUUGACAGCACACAUAACCCUGAAUUCACCACGUGCGAAUUUUACAAGCCAUUUACGAGUCUGGACACGCUGAUGUCGAUGACUGAAGAACUGCUUGUGCAGAUGGCUAGGGCGUGUCAAGAAGCUGUGGAAACUCGUCUCACAUCGCUAGAGAAACAAGACCUCACGAGCGAAUAUUUCCUGAGCGCACCGUCCACGUUCGCGCGUCUGCCGUUCCUUCCGACACUGCUGGAGAGGAUUCGAGAAGUCCUUCCUGGGUCUCGUCUACCUCGACGCCUGGACGAGAGCGCUGUCCAAGAGUUGCUUGAGCUGUUCGCGCAACUUCAGCAAAAGGCGCCGGAACUAGAGAUCAAGACACCUGUGAACCCAACAGCGUCGCGGCUGCUAGACUCGCUGAGCUCUUAUUUCAUUGAGCCGUUGUGCCAGAAACCGACCUUCAUCACAGGUCAUCCGGCCAUCAUGUCGCCGCUCGCGAAAUCGUACUAUGACCCGAGGACAGACCAGGUGUUGUCGGCUCGCGCAGAGCUGUUCGUCGGCGGCGUCGAGUUCGCCAACCUGUAUGAGGAGGAGAACGACCCAUUCAUGCAGGCGCGCAAGUUCCUGCAGCAAGCCCGCGGCACUGCCGCGCUCACCAAUGAAUUCGGCAUCGACCUCAGUCAUGAGGAGGUCAAGGCACGGCUCUCUCCGAGCCAGCAGUACUACGUGCGCGUGCUCGAAUUGGGCCUCCCACCAACGGGCGGAUGGGGUUGCGGUAUCGAGCGGCUCGUCAUGCUCUUCGGUGGCGCAAAGAGGAUUAGUGAGGUACUACCCUUUGGAAGCCUGAGGAGCGUCAUCGCGAUGGGCACCGGUGUCGACGCGAAAGGAAGGCUCGUUGUCGACAAGGCCUGACAGAGAGGCGAGUAAGGUUUUAGGCGCUUCAGCACAUUUGUAAAAACAAACGGCGUCGCUACAUGAUCUAGCGUCCGCAGUGCAAAUGUACCAUUAUAUCAUUCCUGUAGAAAAUAGUACACUUCAACACGGCCGUCCUCGCACUUCCAAGUGUGCGCCCAAGCCUCCGUUCUGGUGUUUGAUAGUUUUCUCACAUAG